Molecule: messenger RNA, 3448 nt
Organism: Hippoglossus stenolepis (Pacific halibut)
Lineage: Eukaryota; Metazoa; Chordata; Actinopteri; Pleuronectiformes; Pleuronectidae
Product: transmembrane protein 65
Exons: 8
Coding region: 226-969 (247 amino acids)
Biological process (GO): cardiac ventricle development; regulation of cardiac conduction
Cellular component (GO): mitochondrion
Source: RefSeq, a predicted model, not a curated record
CAUUGGAAAACAUCUCUCCCCUCCCCUCACACACACACACACACACACACACACAGAGCAUCCUGUCAGCCAGAGGUUACAGCUUCUCGGGUUUACGCUCGCAAAGAUGUGAUUAUCUCACUUGCGCACAGAGCAGAAGCAGUUUGGUGGUUUUUCGGCUCCAGGCUCCAGCAGCUCUCAGCAGGAUCCCCUCCGCGUUGCUUCUCCCCUCCCUCAUCCCCGGAGAUGCUGCCCUGCCUGCGGAGACUCCUGCGGCCCGCCCUCUCCCUGAGAGCCGGCGCCGGGCUCACCAGAGCCGGGCUCGACAGCGGCCACGCUCCCGCCGCCUUGUCCCCGCUCUCCGCGCUGCUGCAGCGGCGCAGCCUGGGCACGCACCCGGAGCCCACGGAGCCGCUCGACUCGCCCCAGGGCGCCAAGGAGUUCAUCUACAGCCUGCACCCGACCGAGCGCACCUGUCUGCUGCGAGAGCUGCACAAGUUCGAGUCCAUAGCUAUAGCUCAAGGGCGGCUGGAAAUCGCGCCACCUACUUCAGCACAGUUAAGAUAUGUUCUGCUGCACAACGCAAUCCCUUUUGUUGGAUUUGGAUUCCUGGACAACUGCAUCAUGAUCGUUGCUGGCACUCAUAUUGAGUUAUCCAUCGGAGUUGUACUCGGCAUUUCAACUAUGGCAGCUGCUGCCCUCGGCAACCUGGUGUCUGAUCUGGCAGGACUAGGACUGGCAGGUUACGUGGAGGCCUUAGCGUCUCGGCUGGGGAUGCAGAUUCCUGACCUGAACCCGAAGCAGGUGGACAUGUGGCAGACCAGAGUCAGCUCUCAUUCGGGUAAAGCCAUUGGCGUUGGCAUCGGCUGCAUCCUGGGCAUGUUCCCUCUUCUGUUCCUAAAGGACGACGACAAGAAAAAAGAGGGCCAGACGGAGGGGAAGGAGAAAUCGGAGUCGCCACCUGCUCCGACUGAGAGCGACGAAAACUGAAACUGUCAACUUGCUGAGGACAAAUAUUAUUUGGAAUCCGUUCGAAUACUUAAACCUGGGACUGUUGGCCUCGCCUGGUGGACCGGAGUGUGUGAACACCUCACACAGUCUGAUGAUGUUUGUCACUUUGCGAGGCUGAUUCUAACAAUGGAAGGUAUUCUGAAAAGGGUUUUAGAUAUUAUUUGAUUGUACAUUUUUAACUUAAGCACAGAGACCUGACCGUCUCUUGAAGAGACAUGAGACUGUUUAUUCAUUGGACUGCUGCUACGUCAACUAUUGCACCAUAACCUCACCUCGUUUUUGACUGACCGACACAGGCUGAAACUGAUUUAUCUGACACACACACUCUGCAGUGGCCUCUUUCUCUACCCUGUUAAAUGGAGGAAGUAUAAAACGAGAGGGUGAGAUGGCAAGCAGGUUAAAUGAAAGUUAGGGCCCCUCGAAGUAUCACAGUAAAGUUUGGAAUCUACGCUAUCGGAGAUAAUUCCGAAAAAAACAUGCAUUUAGUAGAGCACUUACCUCGCCAAGGCCCCACAGUCCCCUCAUGAAACAACAUUUAAAUUCACUGGAUCCACAUAUUUAUUUGGAUCUGCACCAAAUUAUGCACACUCAUAAAUAUCAUAAAUAAAAAUCCAUGAAUUAUUCUGUGUCAACAUAACUCUUGGAAGAAAAAAAAACUAUCACAAAAUGCCGAAGAAAGGAAAGUGACAAAAUAAUCCUGGAUCCUCUCCCUUGAUUUGGAUCUGCACCAAAAUUAAAUGGGUUCCUCCCUUGGUCAUGACCCAUCUCUCAACACAAUUUCAUAGAAAUCAGUUUCGUGGUUUUUGUGUAAUCCUACUACCAAACAAACAUUAGAAACAUAACCUCCUUGGCAAAGAUGAUUAGUUGGUCACAUGGCUUUUUGACGUCGAAGGUUUUGUGUAUAUCGUCAGUCACUAAUAACCGAAGACUGAAAAGAUUCACACCAUCACACGGUGCAUUUCAGCUUGAUUCAGAAGCAUUAAGGACAUUUAAAGACCUCUCCUGUGUUUCCUAAUCAGUCUUUGAAGGUGUUGAGUCAUACAAAGAGAGAAAUCUAAUUUGCAUACUAUAUAUAUAUAUAUAUAUAUAUGUUAUAUAUAUAAACACUGUAUACAGUAUCGAGUAGAGUACAAGUACUGUAACUUUUCAGUUUUACAAAUAUAUCUCAGUCUUAAAAAGUCUUGCCAGUCUGCCUCAUCCACGCUCCAGAUAGUUUUUUUGUUACUUGUCGGUGAUUCAUUUUAUAUUAAAUACUUAUGAUUUCGCCCCUCAACAUUCUAAUAUUUACUGUGUGCAACCAGAUGGACGCAGUGCUGCUAAAGAGCAGUCUGUUACUUUCUCCAGAAGAGUGGAGCUGGAUGAGGAGAGAGAGGGAGAGCGGAAGAGCAGCAGCGACAGAAAGAUAAUAAAUCCCAUCACUGAACCACCUGAGACCUCUGUCCCAUUUGGCUCUGACCCUCUGGCCCCAACAUCAUGAGAUUGAUCUCGUCCUGCUCUGCACCAGUCGACAUUUAACCGAGCUACAGCGAAACCUCUGCCAGGGUGAGACAGCAGCAAGCCUCUGCUCCAGCUCGUGUUACACUAUGAUUAUUGCCCCGUUUGAUUCUGUUAGAAAUCUGCUGCUGCUGCUUUCAACACUAACGCACAACUACACAUUCUCCCUCUGCACCUUGAUGAGCAGUGUCUCUGCUCUACUGCCCUCCACUGGCUGAGAUUUGAAAGAGGUUUGUGUUGUAUUUCAAACACAUACAGGUGUCAUUCAUCACCUGUGUAUCUCCCCUGCUUAGUAUUCAAACCACCUCAAAGUCGAGCUUGAAGUUAUCACUUCAUAACUCUAUAAUUAAUGUUGUUAAUCGUUUAUUUUGAUCUGCAAACUGUAAUCUGCAGCAUCUGCUCGCCUAGAAACACUGCAGCAGAAGGGGCGUAUUUAAGAUGAUGAAAUACUUCCAUCAAUCCAGGUCUUGAUUCAGCUCUUUACUGAUUAUCUAAUUUAUCUUAUCACUUUUUUGGAACUGAAAACUGUUGUGUACACCUUUUAGACUGUUUAGAAGUUGAAAUGAAGCAGCCACGUGUCCCAAAAAACGUAUUUAUUUUUCUUCUAAUAUUCAUAUAUGUUGCCACUGUAUAUUCUCUUUAUUUAUCUCCGGGGACAAUGCUAAGAAAAGAAUAUAUUUGUCAACACAAAAACACAUUUGUCACUAUAUUUCCAGCAGCAACAAGAAGGACUCACCAUCUGAUUGCUGUGUGUGACAGUGCAUUACUAAACCUGCUCUGAAAACACUAACACCCCCACAGAGGAGACUUUGCCCUGUAUGAGAUUGUUUUAGUUAUUUAUAUUGUGCAGAACAGUGAUAAAAAUGAAACAAAGAAUUGAAGAUUUAUGUAGUUAGGAUUUUCUUUGAUCUCAUUGCUUGAUUUCCUUGCAUGCACUGCUAAUAAAAAAAAACUAUUGUACAUG